AUGCUCGCAAACAAAGACCCUGAUCUUAGCACUGAUGAUGAGAUGGAAGAGUGUGAAGAUGAUGAAGAGUCCCACUGGUCUUCCCAAUACUCCUACUACCAACUUUCUCCACACUACCCACCCCCUCCAAGCCCUUCAUUCCCUUCUUCGUGCUAUCCAUCCCUUUUAAGCUUUGACCAGCCCAAGCACCAGUUCCAGCCCCUUGAACAUGAACAGUAUGCAACUCCUGGGCCCUCCAAUAGGGAUGCAAACCCUUCUCCACGUUACAUGCCCCUUCUGAGCUUCAGCCAGCCUGGGCAUCAGUUCCAGCUCCCUGAGGAUGAGUGCUAUGCAACUCCUGGACCUUCCAAUAGGGAUGUGUUCCUUCCUUCAUGCUACGCGCCCCCUCCGAGCUUUGGCCAGCCUGGGCAUCAGUUCCAGCUCCCUGAGGGAAUUCAUAAAGUUUUUGUCUACAACCCUGGCUGUCCAAUGGAGGGCCAUCGAGGACAGCUUAUCUCAACCGGCAUUAUCAAAGCUACAAACGAGACUACUGUGUCAGUGCCACUCCCACCUUCAUGGGCACUGCCACCUCCCUUUACUCCUCCAUCAGCCGCAAUGAAUCUAGACCCCACUGACCACAUGCCUGAAGCUUCAGAACAGCCUAACCCUCCCCAACUCUUGACAUUGAUGGACCAGAAAGAGGUUAUGAAGGAAGCGAAGCAGGUCAUGCGGCAAAAAGUCUUACUUGAAAAUGCAAUGCCAGACACAGCUACCAAUAUGGCCAUGGCUCAAGCAACUCUUUUGGAAGCAGUAAAACGCAUAGUCCCCACUGUAUCGCCAAACACCUUAACAAUCUGCACCAUCAUGACAACUGUGUGCACAGCCUUCAAGAAGGAGGAAGAUCCUAACAUACAGUCACCUGUGAACCACCCAGCAGUGAUCACAACAAUAAUUCGUGCUGUGUGGGGAGGUAUCCUGCAUGAAGCGCUCAAUUUUGAUGACAUCAACACUCUUGACAACUUGGUUACCCUCGGAGGCGCUGCAGUAGGCUCUAGUUUGAUGGAGUACGAGGAAGGGGUGCACAAGACUGUUCAGUUUGCACCUGCAUCACGGUCUGCGGCUUUACUCACUCGGGUAAAUCAAAGUCCGCUCGACGAGCGGUUUCAAGUUUUAGAUGCUAGAAAAGGCUCCAAGUAA
Suillus subaureus is the source of this 1176-nucleotide messenger RNA. RefSeq lists its product as uncharacterized. The transcript is spliced from 6 exons. NCBI's taxonomy places the organism in Eukaryota, Fungi, Basidiomycota, Agaricomycetes, Boletales, Suillaceae. The record is from RefSeq and is a predicted model, not a curated record. The coding region runs from base 1 to 1176 and encodes 391 amino acids.